Messenger RNA from Trichobilharzia regenti, 1677 nucleotides. Lineage: Eukaryota; Metazoa; Platyhelminthes; Trematoda; Strigeidida; Schistosomatidae. The record is from the annotation of a GenBank genome assembly.
AUGGGAUUACGUGUCAGACUUCUGAAAGGUCCCGGUGUUACUAAACUCAUUUCUUAUAUGUCUAAUUCUAUGUAUACGGAAAAUAAGAAUCCCGCAAUCAAAACAUACGAUGGUUUCACUGAAUAUGAAGCAGGAUACUCUUCUAUUAAUGAUAGAAAUCGUAACCGGCCUACACUGCUCUCCGAAAACAGUGGUUUGCUUGAUUCAUCUUCAUCCGACGCACAAUACAUGAGUUCUGUGAGUGGAAAAAGUAAAACUGAAGGAUCUAAUAGUAAUAGUUAUAUAGAAAUUGUGAAACCAGGUGACAAUCCUCGAUACCAUUUGACUGUUGAACCAGAUCCACGGAACUCGUAUGCAACUAUUUUACGUUUAGAUAUUACAGAUCUGUCACCAGAAGAUAACUCGUUUUACUUGUGUGAAGCACUUUCUGGACCUCAUUGGCGAGCAUUCACUCCAACUUCAGCUGAACCUCCUGGAAGAGUGACUGUUUGGUUUGCACCACCAGCAGCCGAACCUAGACGUGUUACAGAAAUAUCAGACACCAUCGAUACAGAUGAUAAUUCCAUUCAGAGUGAAACAACCACACAGCAGGGAAAAGAUGUUGUUUAUGGUUUAUCACAUUUACCUUCUAAAAUAGCCUGCCAGGCACUGGGACAGCCACCACCUCAAUGGAAAUGGGUAGGUCCACAAAGCGGACCAAAUGUACCACUAGGUGAACCAAAUAAUUCAAGAGGUUACGUUAAAACAGACUAUCAAGAUGGCGAGUAUUCGGUCAGUGAAUUAACUGUUCCAGCUGGUUAUUGGAAUGUCGGUGUGUUUGGCACAUAUACAUGCACUGCAUCUAAUAGACUUGGUCAUGCAACAGGACAUGUUCGACUUCAAUUGGCGAGCCAUCCAGGCCGACCAACGCUGAGAGCGUGUAAAGUUGAGGCAACUUUAAUUGAGCUGUGUGUUGAACCCCCAACUGAAACUGGAGGUCUACCACUAACUCACUAUGAAUUAAGGAUUCAAACUCAUCCACGUGGCGCUUUCCACGGACCUUUCGCCUAUCUUCCUGGUCGCAGAGUGCUAAGGUUACCAAAUCUCAUCCCUGGUUAUUACUACCGAUUCGCAUUAUCUGCUGUCUCAAGCGCAGGUCGUGGGCCAAAUGCAUAUUUACAGGUUACAACUAACCAGUUAUCUAAACCGGUUAUAAAAUUACUCGCUUCUCAGAAUUAUAUAAGUCCAACAGGAUACAAUGUUCACUGGAAUGCAGAGACUACAAACGGCAUGGACAUAAAUCAAUAUAAUAUAAAUAUAAGACCAGUUGAAGUUGAUUAUUCUAUGGGUGAGAUAUCUGGACGUCCUAUUGGUUCUUGGACUCACUACAAUAACAUCGAGCCAUAUUGUGUAGUAUCAGCAGCAGAAGGUCAAAAAAUGUGCAAUUUCCCAAUUGAUGAUUUGAAACCGGAUAGUGCAUAUGAGCUUGAACUAUCUGGACAGAAUUCAAUGGGAUUUUCUGAAACACAAAGAAUCAUAUUUAGGACAUCAUCACUGACAGGUGUUAAUGGACGCAUACUAAAUAUGCCAUCAACUAUGCGACUAACAGGGAUAUCUAAUCAUAUUCAAUUAGAAAUCAUAUUAACAACGACUACUAUCAUGAAUAAAUUCACAGACUAUUUACAGAUUAUGAGUUGA